This is a messenger RNA of Periophthalmus magnuspinnatus, 939 nucleotides long. RefSeq names its product trace amine-associated receptor 1-like. The transcript has a single exon. Gene Ontology annotation, molecular function: G protein-coupled serotonin receptor activity; neurotransmitter receptor activity. Gene Ontology annotation, biological process: chemical synaptic transmission; G protein-coupled receptor signaling pathway, coupled to cyclic nucleotide second messenger. Bases 1 to 939 code for a protein of 312 amino acids. The record is from RefSeq and is a predicted model, not a curated record. Gene Ontology annotation, cellular component: dendrite; membrane. Lineage: Eukaryota; Metazoa; Chordata; Actinopteri; Gobiiformes; Gobiidae.
AUGGACAACUUUUCUGUUCCCAACUCCACUGUGGACUUCUGCGUCAACAAGCAGCACGUAUCGUUUAUGUUGGCUAUCGACAUCAUUUUGGCCGUUUUAACUUUCGUCACUGUUUCUGGGAAUCUCCUGGUUAUUAUUUCCAUCGUGUACUUCCGUCAGCUCCACACUUUGACCAACUACCUGGUCCUGUCUCUGGCCGUGUCCGAUCUGCUCGUCGGCCUCAUGGUUUUACCUUUCGUCAUUUUUCUGUUCACGACGCCUUGUUCUCCUCUUCACGGCGUCCUCUGCAGAGUGCGCGGGUUUUUCGACGGCAUAUUGUGCUUGGCGUCCAUUUUGAGCCUCUACUGCAUCUGCGUCGAGCGAUAUUACGCCGUGUGCCAGCCGCUGACCUACCAAACCAAAAUAACCCCCCGCGUUAUCUCAGGUAUGAUUUUUGUGACUUGGAUCGUGGCGCUAACUUUAUCUUUUGUGCUAAAUUUCGGCGAGAAGAUACCGAAAGAACGUUGCGCUGUGGUCCAGAUUUUGAAGUUAUCGGUUGUGGCGGCCGUGAUAGUCUUCUACAUCCCUUUCGUGGUGAUGCUAACGCUGUACAUGAAGAUUCUGUUGGCGGUGCGGAGACAAGCGCGUAGCAUCCACACCGCUAACCUGUCCGAGGGAGUUAACAGGGUGGAGAAGAAGGCUACGUUGACGCUAGCGAUGGUGAUCUGCGUGUUUUUUAUCAGCUGGGCUCCGUUUUCGAUCUGCGUCACGUACCUGCCCUUCCAUCACUUCUCGGUGCCUCUUCCGGUGAUGGAGGCCUUUAAGUUCCUGGGCUGGUUGAACUCCAUGUUUAACCCUUUCAUUUACGCCUACACCCACAGCUGGUUCAGAUCCGCCUUCAGAUUCAUCUUAACGGGGAAAAUCUUCACGGAAAUCGGCGCUAAUGCCAGACUUCACUGA